Colossoma macropomum (tambaqui) is the source of this 1086-nucleotide messenger RNA. RefSeq names its product 3-hydroxymethyl-3-methylglutaryl-CoA lyase-like 1 (gene hmgcll1). The record is from RefSeq and is a predicted model, not a curated record. The transcript has 9 exons. The coding region runs from base 55 to 1086 and encodes 343 amino acids. NCBI's taxonomy places the organism in Eukaryota, Metazoa, Chordata, Actinopteri, Characiformes, Serrasalmidae. Gene Ontology annotation, biological process: L-leucine catabolic process; ketone body biosynthetic process. Gene Ontology annotation, molecular function: hydroxymethylglutaryl-CoA lyase activity.
GUGGCAGAGCAUCCUCGGAGGGAGGCGUGCUAGCUAGCUUAACGAGCUAGCCGAAUGGGUAACGCGCCCACCGCGGUGAAGCACUGCCUGAGCUAUGGGGCUCUCGCAGGGGAUUCUCCCUGGCUGCCAUGGCUACUGCAGGAGAAGAAGGGCCCUGACAUACACAAGUUUCCAGACUUUGUCAAAAUCGUGGAGGUCGGGCCAAGAGAUGGACUUCAGAACGAGAAGGAAAUGGUGCCGACAGAGGUCAAAAUCCAGCUAAUAGACAUGCUCUCCCAGACGGGCCUGUCUGUGAUCGAGGCCACUAGCUUUGUGUCCUCAAAGUGGGUCGCUCAGAUGGCAGACCACACUGAAGUGCUGAGAGGGAUUAACAAGUUGCCUCAUGUCAGAUACCCGGUCCUGACGCCCAACCUCCAGGGCUUCCAGGCAGCCGUCGAUGCAGGAGCGAGCGAAGUGGCCGUGUUUGGUUCCGCUUCUGAGACUUUCAGCAAGAUGAACAUCAAUUGCUCCAUCGAGGAGAGCAUGCAGAGGUUCGAGCAGGUCAUCGCUGCGGCCAAACAGGCAGGCAUACCGGUGCGGGGCUACGUUUCCUGCACUCUUGGCUGUCCGUAUGAAGGAGACGUACAACCGGCCCAAGUAACAAAGGUGGUGAAGCGGCUGUUGGAGCUGGGCUGCUAUGAAGUGUCUCUAGGGGACACGACUGGCACAGGCACGGCCGGCUCCAUGGCCGCAAUGCUACGCGCCGUGACCACAGAGGUGCCUGUCCACGCUCUGGCCGUCCACUGCCACGACACUUACGGCCAGGCCCUGGCCAACAUCCUGACCGCACUGCAGAUGGGGGUUUCUGUGGUGGAUUCCUCAGUUGCAGGCCUUGGAGGCUGCCCAUACGCCAAGGGGGCAUCCGGUAAUGUUUCAACAGAGGACGUCGUGUAUAUGCUGCACGGACUGGGUAUCGAAACGGGAGUGGAUCUGUCCAAAGUCAUAGAGGCAGGAGAAUUCAUCUGCCGAGCUUUAAACCGACCCACCAGCUCCAAAGUUGCCCAGGCUACUAGCAAGUCUAAGCCAUCGCUCAACACGUCAGACUAA